AUGGUCACGCUCGACACUACUAGUACUAAUAUUGGGCCGGGACCCGACUCUCGGGGCCACUACUCUCUGGGACCCGACUCUCGGGGCCACUACUCUCUGGGACCCGACUCUCGGGGCCACUACUCUCUGGGACCCGACUCUCGGGGCCACUACUCUCUGGGACCCGACUCUCGGGGCCACUACUCUCUGGGACCCAACUCUCGGGGCCACUACUCUCUGGGACCCGACUCUCGGGGCCACUACUCUCUGGGACCCAACUCUCGGGGCCACUACUCUCUGGGACCCGACUCUCGGGGCCACUACUCUCUGGGACCCAACUCUCGGGGCCACUACUCUCUGGGACCCGACUCUCGGGGCCACUACUCUCUGGGACCCAACUCUCGGGGCCACUACUCUCUGGGACCCGACUCUCGGGGCCACUACUCUCUGGGACCCAACUCUCGGGACCACUACUCUCUGGGACCCGACUGUCCAAUGUUAGCCGGGACCCAACUCUCGGGGCCACUACUCUCUGGGACCCGACUCUCGGGGCCACUACUCUCUGGGACCCAACUCUCGGGACCACUACUCUCUGGGACCCAACUCUCGGGGCCACUACUCUCUGGGACCCAACUCUCGGGGCCACUACUCUCUGGGACCCGACUCUCGGGGCCACUACUCUCUGGGACCCAACUCUCGGGGCCACUACUCUCUGGGACCCGACUCUCGGGGCCACUACUCUCUGGGACCCAACUCUCGGGGCCACUACUCUCUGGGACCCGACUCUCGGGGCCACUACUCUCUGGGACCCAACUCUCGGGGCCACUACUCUCUGGGACCCGACUCUCGGGGCCACUACUCUCUGGGACCCAACUCUCGGGACCACUACUCUCUGGGACCCGACUGUCCAAUGUUAGCCGGGACCCAACUCUCGGGACCACUACUCUCUGGGACCCGACUCUCGGGGCCACUACUCUCUGGGACCCAACUCUCGGGGCCACUACUCUCUGGGACCCAACUCUCGGGGCCACUACUCUCUGGGACCCGACUCUCGGGGCCACUACUCUCUGGGACCCGACUCUCGGGGCCACUACUCUCUGGGACCCAACUCUCGGGACCACUACUCUCUGGGACCCGACUGUCCAAUGUUAG
Molecule: messenger RNA, 1131 nt
Organism: Bolinopsis microptera
Lineage: Eukaryota; Metazoa; Ctenophora; Tentaculata; Lobata; Bolinopsidae
Exons: 2
Coding region: 1-1131 (376 amino acids)
Molecular function (GO): biotin binding
Source: RefSeq, a predicted model, not a curated record